UCUUGUAACCCAUAUAGCCGCAUCUGUCUCUCGGGUACGGUAGAAUCAGCUUUCCGCCGCCGGUAAUGUCUAGACUUAUCUUCGGUUAUUGCGAGGUGGAAUAUUGGAAAGGCAACAAAGUCUUUACGGGUCAGGAUUAUGCUGGUAACUAUGGCCCGAGGCCUGGAACCCCGAACUCUACGACUUGCGUCGUUGUUGAUGCCAUAAAUGAUGCCUUUCUACCUUGUUUCGUGAGCAAUUGAUUAUGAUUCUUAUCGUUAAGCAUCAUCUCUGGUUUGCCAAGUUGGUUGGUCACCGUCUAGCCUAUUUCUCAUGGGUUCUUUUAUACCAGGUAGUAUGAGGGCAGUGGUCUUCAAAGGCCCCUUUGAAGUCGAAGUUGUGACCAGAGCAACUCCUCAUAUUCGCGAGCCCACCGACGCGAUUCUCAGGGUCUCCUCCACGGCUUUGUGCGGCAGCGACUUGCACUACUACCGAGGCCAUCAGAAGUCAACGCCAGGGUUUGUCUGCGGGCAUGAGACCGUCGGAUACGUAGUGGCACUAGGCGAUUCAGUUCGGAAUUUUCAGAUCGGUGACCAUGUCGUCGUUCCAUUCUCUACUGCCUGCGGCGACUGCUUUUAUUGCAAGCAAGGCGAAUCUAGUCGAUGCUCAAAGGGCGUACUCUUCGGUUGCAUCACACCCGCAUUCACCGUCGAUGGAGGACAAGCGGAAUACGUCCGCGUGCCGCAUGCCGCAUCGUCGUUGGUAAAAGCCCCGCCCGGGAUUCCAGAAGACAUGCUCGUCCUGAUGGCAGAUGUCUUCCCGACAGGCUAUUUCGCUGCUAGUCGCUUCCUCAAAGACCUACCUAAGACACAACAAGAAGAUACUAUAGCCGUAGUACUCGGCUGUGGGCCUGUAGGUAUCUGCGCCAUCGCAUCAGCUAUCUAUCUCACAGGCGGCCAAGCCAAGGUCUUUGCUGUUGACUCUAUCCCAGAACGGCUGGAGGCGGCUAAGAAACUAGGUGCAAUCCCCGUCAACCUCUCCGACAAUCCAGUCGAGAAGAUCAAGGAAGCCUCGUCCGGUCGCGGUGCAGACGUCGUGAUGGAAAUUGUUGGCCAUGCUGAUGCCCUCGAACUCGCCUUUGAUCUGGUCCGUCCUUUUGGCAAAAUUUCGAGUGUGGGAGUGCACAAUGAACAGAUCAGUUUCCCGGGGUUUGCUUUAUACUCGAGAAAUGUAACGAUGGUCUUCGGGCGGUGUCCUGUACGGAGUAUAUUUGACGAGACUGCUGCUGUGCUAGAGAAGUUGAAGGUCAAGCUUGGUUUUUUGUGCCAGAAGAAAAUGUCUCUUGAAGAGGCGCCGGAGGCUUUCAAGUUGUUCGAGAAGCAGAAAGUACAUAAGAUUUUAUUUAGCAUAUAGGGAAUGCAGGCUCUUGGUUCAGAAAUAGAAAUCAUGU
Molecule: messenger RNA, 1429 nt
Organism: Pseudogymnoascus verrucosus
Lineage: Eukaryota; Fungi; Ascomycota; Leotiomycetes; Thelebolales; Thelebolaceae
Exons: 2
Coding region: 313-1392 (359 amino acids)
Molecular function (GO): oxidoreductase activity; zinc ion binding
Source: RefSeq, a predicted model, not a curated record